This is a messenger RNA of Linum tenue, 417 nucleotides long. NCBI's taxonomy places the organism in Eukaryota, Viridiplantae, Streptophyta, Magnoliopsida, Malpighiales, Linaceae. The record is from the annotation of a GenBank genome assembly.
AUGACCUGCGGCGACGAAGAGAAGAUUCGAAGAUUCAGUAGCUUGGAGCGGUCACCGGAGAGGGUGAACUUGAGCGGCCGAAAGAUUCGUUCUCCAUCACUCUCAACCUAUGCAUUAUUAGAAGAUACCAGCACCGAGUUCAUAAGACCCAGAGAUGGUCAUCAAUUCCAGAAGAGCACGUCUGGUCUUGGAGAUUUUAUAAUCGAAUUCGCUGAUGGGGAUUUGGGAGGUAAGACACCGUCCGCAACAUCGUCGUAAUCAUGUCCUCUUGAGACAAUGGCUAGGCAUAGGCGAAGGUAAUUUUCUGGUAAUGCUUUCCUUUGGAUUAACCUAAAACUGGAGUACCUGUACUAUGACUUCUGGGGAGGACAGUUGAUUGGGAGCAGCAACUCCAGAAAGCAUAUAUGUGCUUUUGAA